This is a messenger RNA of Aureobasidium subglaciale EXF-2481, 465 nucleotides long. RefSeq lists its product as uncharacterized. The record is from RefSeq and is a predicted model, not a curated record. Gene Ontology annotation, biological process: proteasome assembly. The coding region runs from base 1 to 465 and encodes 154 amino acids. The transcript has 2 exons. NCBI's taxonomy places the organism in Eukaryota, Fungi, Ascomycota, Dothideomycetes, Dothideales, Saccotheciaceae.
AUGUCUAUUGAGUCAAACAACCAACUCACGGAUGGUGCUGGCAAAGAGCCUAGUGUGACAGAACCGAUUCAAUUUUCCAUUCCCUUGCCAAACGCACCAGGAUGCCGCAUUCACGCGCAUCUGACCAUCCUCGCGACAUCUAUUCUUCUGUUCUGCACGAGCACCACGGCCGAAUACUCUUCCUCCGCCAGACCCUCGCUCGGAAGCUUUGUCUAUGCUAUGCCUGACCGCUACAACUCUUCGGCACCGCUCAGCACACCUCUAUACACGCUUCCGUCAAGCCUGGACUUUGCCGAUCGGUUGGCGAAAACAUUGGCAAGAAGGACGAAGCUGCCAGUCCAGGUUGGCAGCUCGGUCAAUUUCUCAUCGGCUGGAAACGGUGGCAGCAUAGAAGAGGAGAUGGAGGCGUUCAGACAAUUGGUGGUCGUUGUGCUAAAAGAGGUCGAGAGUGCAAGAGCCGGAUGA